CGCGCGGACGUGAUGACGCAGGAGGCCGUGCGUCUGCCCCGAGUGUGGUUCAGUCCCGACAAGCAGCGCGGCGGGAGAUGGCCCGGUCGUUGUCCUUGGCGUCGGUGUGGGUGCGAGGAGGCCUGCGUGGGCGGCGGGGCUUUGGGCCGGGGCUUCCCGGGGGAGGCCCCCGCUCAGAGGCUCCCGGGCCGCCGGCGGCGUCGACGUCGACCUACCCCGGCGUGGUGGAGUCGGAGUCGGACUACCGGUUCGUGGAGCGGCUGAUCCCCCCGAUGGCGGUGCCGCGGCCCCCGCCGCACCCCGGCUACCCCACGCCCAGCGGCUGGCGGCCUCCCUCCGACCCGCCCCCCGACCUCCCUUACUUCAUUCGACGCUCCCGGAUGCACAACGUGCCCGUGUACACAGACGUAACCCACGGCAACCGGCAGAUGACGGUCAUCCGCAAGGUGGAGGGGGAUAUCUGGGCGCUGCAGCGGGACGUGGAGGAGUUUCUGAGCCCUCUGAUGGGAAAGACGCCGGUCACGCAGGUCAACGAGAUGACGGGGACCCUGCGCAUCAAAGGCUUCUGGGACCAGCAGCUCAAGGACUGGCUCCUGGAGAAGGGUUUCUGAGGGGGCCGCAUUAAAGCCUCACAGACAACCUG
Messenger RNA from Ornithorhynchus anatinus (platypus), 643 nucleotides. It is a transcript of the gene MRPL49, whose product is annotated as mitochondrial ribosomal protein L49. The record is from RefSeq and is a predicted model, not a curated record. The transcript has 3 exons. Lineage: Eukaryota; Metazoa; Chordata; Mammalia; Monotremata; Ornithorhynchidae. Gene Ontology annotation, cellular component: mitochondrial large ribosomal subunit; ribosome. Bases 78 to 611 code for a protein of 177 amino acids. Gene Ontology annotation, molecular function: structural constituent of ribosome. Gene Ontology annotation, biological process: translation.